Molecule: messenger RNA, 2595 nt
Organism: Bradysia coprophila
Lineage: Eukaryota; Metazoa; Arthropoda; Insecta; Diptera; Sciaridae
Gene: Stam
Product: signal transducing adaptor molecule
Biological process (GO): protein transport to vacuole involved in ubiquitin-dependent protein catabolic process via the multivesicular body sorting pathway
Cellular component (GO): ESCRT-0 complex
Molecular function (GO): ubiquitin binding; phosphatidylinositol binding
Source: RefSeq, a predicted model, not a curated record
CAUUAAAUUAAACAAAAUGUCACUUUAUUAGUCAUUUUCUCUCGGUAGAUAAUUUAUUGUGUUUUUCGUAAUCUGUGUACGCAAACUAUAUUUUCUGUAAUCAUUGACUAUAUCACGAUUUUCAAUCCACUCCCGGAAUCACAUCAGACAGAACAGACGAUUUCCAACAAACGAUAAAGAUGGGUUUUCUAUCAUCUAGCUCACCUUUCGAUGGUGAUGUUGAAAAGGCCACCAGUGAAAAGAACACAACCGAGCAGUGGGAUGUUAUAAUGAACAUUUGUGAUAACAUUGGAAACAGUGGCAAAAAUGCUAAGGAAUGCAUACGCUCUAUUAUGAAAAGGCUGAACAAUCCAGAUCCUCACGUUGUUAUUCAAGCAAUUACUUUACUUGACGCAUGCAUCAACAAUUGUGGCAAAGGUUUUCAUCUGGAAAUAGCAUCGAGAGAUUUUGAAACCGAUUUUCGAAAAUUAUUGAAAAAUAGUCAAGGCACUAUAGCUACGAAAUUAAAACUUUCCCUAAAAAAAUGGGCAGAAAGUGAAUUCAAAUCAGAUCCGCAGCUAAAUUUAAUCCCCUCAUUGUACCAGAAAUUGAAAGAGGAAGGACAAGACUUUACCGAUAACACGACGACUCAAGUCAAAGUGCCAGUUGCACUAAGCAAAGAUCCAAAUGUUGUAUCUAGUCAACAAGAACAAGACGAUAUUGCUAAGGCAAUCGAAUUGUCGCUGAAGGAAUCCAAAAGCGGUUCACCGAAAACAUUUAGCAGUUCUUAUUCCGCUUUAUAUCCUGCGAUAGGAUUAAAUGGAAGUGGCGGUACUGCAUCGGGCGGUUCUGGGUCAAAUCGAACAGUUGAACCACGAAAAGUUAGAGCGCUGUAUGAUUUCGAAGCUGCUGAAGACAACGAACUGACCUUUUUAGCCGGCGAAAUUAUUCAUGUCGUUGACGACAGUGAUCGCAAUUGGUGGAAAGGUUACAACAAGCGAGGUGAAGGAUUGUUUCCGGCCAAUUUCGUUUCGGCUGAUUUAAGUGUUGAGCCCGAGUCGGUUAGCGUUGAAAAAACGAAAAAAUCAGUCCAGUUCAGCGAUGAAAUUAAAAAAGAGACGAAAGACGAAGUGGUUGAAGUUAACGAGUCGAAGAUAGAUCGAUUGUUACACUUACUCCAUGAAGCCAAUCCGGAAGAUCCGUCUCAGGACAGUGAUGAAAUGCUUCAACUUGAAUCUCAGGUGAACCAAAUGUUGCCACUCAUCGAUACGGAACUGGAAAGAGUAGAUCGCAAACAUGCUCAAUUGACGCAGUUGAGCAGUGACUUAGUAGAAGCAAUGAACUUGUAUCAUACUCUUAUGCGAGAACCCGAUCGAUCAGUAAAUCCUUACAUGAAUUUUCCGAAUCCGCAUUCGAUGUACGGUAAUCCUCCUAUGAGUGGAAUGUUUAUGCAGAAUAUGUUUCAACUACCACCGAAUCAUCCUGGUGCGAUGCCAUCAUUAGGUCCACAAAUGCAUAUGAUUCAAGGAUUCCCAAUUGCUGGUCAGUUGCCUGCACAUCAAUCCAUUCCGCCACAUCUUCAAAAUGGACACCAAAUGCAUAUGCCACCAAAUUCUCAGGAACAACAAAUUCCGGGAAACUCACAUCUCAAUCAACAGAUGCCACAACAGCAUCAAAAUAUGCAGCCAAUAAAUCAACAACAUUUAAGCCAAGAACAACAAUUUCAACUGCACCAACGUCAGACAAUGAGCCCACAUCAUCAUCAGCAACAGCAGCAGCAUCAACAACAACAGCCCCAAAUGAAUAUGCCCAAUCAUCAGCAACUAAUGAAUUUACCCCAUCCUCAGCAACAAAUGCAAAAUCAACCACAACAUCCACAACAAAUUCAAAACCAUCCGCCACAACAAAAUCCACCAAAUCAAGCAACAAUUCCAAAUUCUCAGCCACAACUUCAACAUUCAGCGACUGGAAAUUUUCCCCCACAAAAUUUCCCCGUCAACAUGCCAGCGCAAAUGAAUAUGCAACCGCAGAAUAACGCAUUCAAUGGAAUGCCGAAUCAUCAAAUGAUGCCGCCGCAAUCGAUACAGCAAUCCCAAAUGCAUCCGUCACCUAUUCAUAACAAUAUGUUGCCGAUAAAUAUGGCCAUCAAUCAACCGGUUUUGUCGACAAUAUUGCCAUCUAAUGAUUCGAGGACAAACAUUCCGGUGUAUCAACAACAACGAAAGGACGACGGACAAAGUAAUGAUGAGAAGGAUUAAAGAUUGUGUUCUACGUGGUUUUGUAAAUAAAUUUCAGCAGAGAAUAUUUUAUAUUUUGUGUCGAACAAACAUUUUGUGAAAAUAAUAUUGUUGCUAUAUUCAAUGUGCGCGGUAAAAUAAUUAUUUCUUUCGAAUUGUAAUGCAAAAAUUAAACUAAACACAAACCAAUAGCUCAGAGCCUUAUUCAAAUUUCAUUUUAUCCGAUAUUUUGCUGUAAAUUUAAUUGAUGAAAAUAAUAAUAAAUGAAAAUAAAUCUAUAAAUCAAAUUCUAUUAAAAAUGUACCAUAAACUUUGAUUAUUUGAAUACUAUACCAUAAUGGUUGAUUAUUAUUAUAAUAAAUAAAUUAUUGAAUUACGC